This is a messenger RNA of Striga asiatica, 1432 nucleotides long. Lineage: Eukaryota; Viridiplantae; Streptophyta; Magnoliopsida; Lamiales; Orobanchaceae. The record is from the annotation of a GenBank genome assembly.
UUUUUUNCUUCAAAUUUACUAAUUCCAAUAUGAUAUCUAUCUAAAUCCAAAAUAAAACAAUCUUUAAACUCUUGCCCAAGCCACCACAGCGCACUUGCGAGUUACAAAGCACUGACGGAUCAAACUUCGCAGCAAUUUUUUUGUCCUCUCUUUUUGCCUGUGAGCCUCAACAAUGUGGAUUUUCGGAAGAAAAGGGGCAUCUGGGUUUUCAGCCUGCUCAACAGCCGAAGAAGUUGCUCGAGGAAUUGACGGCUCUGGUCUUACGGCCAUCGUCACAGGAGCUUCAAGUGGCAUUGGAACAGAGACCACCCGAGUCCUUGCAUCGUGCGGAGUUCAUGUGAUUAUGGCAGUACGUAAUGUAGACAGUGGUAAAAACGUUAAAGAAACAAUUAUUAAAGAGAUCCCUAAUGCUAAAAUCGAUGUCAUGGAACUCGAUCUUGGCUCUUUGGCAUCUGUCAGGAAAUUCGCAUCAGAAUAUAACUCGUCUUCUCUUCCAUUAAACCUCCUCAUUAAUAAUGCAGGUGUUAUGGCUCCUCCAUUCACGCUUUCCCAGGACAACAUAGAGUUGCAGUUUGCAACUAACCAUCUAGGUCAUUUUCUUUUAACCAAUCUUUUACUGGAUAAGAUGAAGCAAACUGCACGAGAGGGCCAGAAAGAAGGAAGAAUUAUCAAUGUUUCAUCAGAAGACAAAGUAGCAACAUUCAAUUUGGGACGUAUGCAUGUUUUUUACUAUAGCAUUUUGGCUUAUGGACAAUCAAAGCUGGCAAACAUAUUGCACGCUAAUGAACUAGCGAGGCACUUAAAGGAAGAAGGGGUCAACAUAACUGCUAAUUCACUACACCCUGGAGCAAUUGCCACUAACCUCCUGAGGCAUCAUGGCAUCAUUGAUGGUGCAGUGAAUUGGGUCGGUAAAUAUUUCCUGAAAAACAUCCCUCAGGGGGCAGCCACAACUUGCUACGUGGCUUUGCAUCCGCAGGUUAAGGGAGUAUCGGGUGAGUAUUUUGCAGACAGCAAUCUUAGUAAAAUGAGUCAACUUGCUUCGGAUGCACAAUUGGCCAAGAAACUAUGGGAUUUCAGCUUGAAUCUGACUGAGCCCAAGUGAAGCUUCACUUGUUCUCCCAAUGUUAGUGUGAUUAACAUAGUUUUAUAAUUUUAUCGUUAUGAAACUGUGUAAACUUUGUGGGAGCUGGUCACUUUCGUCUUUCUAUGAAUUUCUGCUGAAAGUUGUAAAGGAUAGUUUGACAUGUUUGAGCUUGAAAGAGAUUCUUGAGUUGUUGGAGUUGAAAUCUUGGAUUCAUGCAGCUGAUUUUUUUUUUCCCCUCCUAAUAAUUGGAAUAUUGACCGGUUUUUAUUUUCUUAUAAUUAAUAUCACUAUUUCCAUGAUUUGAUUUGGAGAUUUUGUGUCAAAGUGAAUAGAAUCCUCCUUGUCUCA